This is a messenger RNA of Lobosporangium transversale, 557 nucleotides long. RefSeq lists its product as hypothetical. The record is from RefSeq and is a predicted model, not a curated record. The transcript has 2 exons. Bases 16 to 504 code for a protein of 162 amino acids. NCBI's taxonomy places the organism in Eukaryota, Fungi, Mortierellomycota, Mortierellomycetes, Mortierellales, Mortierellaceae.
GCUCAGUGGAGGUUUAUGCAGGAGGAGUGGCCAGCUAUAAAGAAAGCCAAGUUUCAUCGCACAGAGAUGAAAGAGAUCUCUGACGUAACACACGUCAAGUCAAUGGUGCUUGACCGUCUAGGAUUCAUCCCUACGUUCUUUUUUUGCGCUGAUCACAGGAGAUUCAUUGUCUACAAUGUAGACGGACAUGACACAGGAGUCAGCUACAUCGGUGCUGACAAGCCAAGUCUCUACUCUUAUAAACUCAAGAAGUCGGGUUUUCGUAUUCAAGUGUGUUCAGACAUGAACAAUAUCAUACUGUUUGCAUCCAAGCCAGCUCCUUGUCGAGAUUUCAAUGAUAGGACUAUGCUAGUGAUGAACAUUGCAUCGCACAUACACAAGCUGGACUGUGUUGCUCUUGGCGGUGCUACAGUGCGUUCGUUAGACAAUUUGUCGAACCAUCAGAUGUACUGUCCUACGAGAAUUUCUCUUAUCCUGCGCGCAAGCUUAGAGGGAUCGCCAUGACAGACCAAGAGUUACAUUACAAUAAAGCGUUUGGUGGAUUUCGGUCAAGCAUC